AUGUUUCCUGCAAUCUGUGAAAGUAUCUCAGCUGCAGGAGAUUGGCAGAGUGUCCUGACCAGCGUUAGUGCAAUUCCUGAUGAGCAGCGAAGGAGUUUCUCGUGGAUUUGGCCAACAGAGUCAUGUCUAGAGGAUCUCCGGGAGUGUUUUAGAGCUCAUGGGAUUCACAAUGUUCUCAGUAUUGGCUGUGGGUCAGGACUUCUUGAGUGGAUCCUCCAGGAAAGUUGUGCCCUAAAAGUGAGUGGCAUUGAAUUGGAUAAAUCCUGGUGGACAUCUGCCUAUGCUCCUGCCACAUUCAUCCCCCUCAGCUUCACCGGGUCGAGCCUAGAUGAGGAUUUCUUGCAACACUGUGCACCAGGUGAGCCUUUUAUCCUUCUUUUCUGCUACUUCAACAACGGCGGAGCCUUCUGGGACUACCUGAGGCGCUUCCAGGGGGAUUUUGUAAUGAUUGCCGGACCCAGAGAUGGUGCUGAUGCCAUCAAGAAACAGCCGGAUGCUGAAAAGGAAGUUCCUUAG
Molecule: messenger RNA, 516 nt
Organism: Lutzomyia longipalpis
Lineage: Eukaryota; Metazoa; Arthropoda; Insecta; Diptera; Psychodidae
Exons: 3
Coding region: 1-516 (171 amino acids)
Source: RefSeq, a predicted model, not a curated record